Paramecium octaurelia is the source of this 1415-nucleotide messenger RNA. The record is from the annotation of a GenBank genome assembly. Lineage: Eukaryota; Ciliophora; Oligohymenophorea; Peniculida; Parameciidae.
AUGACAUCCUGGCAUGAUACAAACAUAAGAUGGUUUGUGCUAGUGCUUAUUGGCAUUUACCCACUUGUAGUAUUCCUCGUAGGUGAAUUUCCAGCAUUGCUAGGAGAAUAGAUAAAAUAACACUUUCAAAUCACUUAAAAGGAAGUCAAUUAUCUAUUAUCAAUAAGAGCAUUUCCAAAUAUGAUAAUGUCAUUAAUUGGCGGUUUGAUUAUUGACACUUUUGGAGUCGGACGCUCAUACACCUUAUUUGGAGCAGUUAUAAUUUUUGGUUAAUGUAAAAAUUUAUAUUAAAGGAAAGUCUUAUGCUUUAUUUCAGUAAUUAGUGAUAAUUUUGCAAUUAUGGUAGUUGGCCGAUUAGUAUUUGGGUUGUUUGAUGAUAGCGGAUUUGUGGCUGAAAGUUACUAUAUCAAUAAGUGGUUCAAAGGGAAGGAGAAUUCUCUAGCUUUUGGGUACUAUUUUAAUUUAUUAAAGCAUCGACACAGGUCUUUGUAGAAUAGGAUCAAUAACUGGUGCAAUUAUUUAUCCAUAUAUAUACAUGUCCUAAGAUAGCGACUUAUCUAAAUGCUUGUUAAUGUGUCUUUACAUCUCUAUAUUGAGUUUUGUUUUAAUAAUUAUUUUAACUCGAAUUGACAAGUGCAGCGAUUAAAGAGAUAAAAUAACAGAUUAAAAGUUGGAAAGUGUUGAUCUUAGAUAAAUUAAGAACUUCAGUUUAGAGUUUUAUGUAGCCUUAAUCAGUUGCGCCACAACUUAUUCCAUUUUCUUUAUAUUUGGUUAUAAUUGUGUUGAAAUGUUUAAACUGUUGUAAGUAUAAUGUGAUUACCUAGAUAUAAAUUGGAUUAAAGCACUGCAAAUCUUCUAUUUAGUAUACCUCAUUACAUUUCAGCAGUGUUAACUGUCUUUGUAGGCCAUUAUGUAGAUAGAAAAGGUAGAAAUAUCGAAAUCUUGUUAUUGGGUGGUUUUUGUUAAGUGCUUGCUGCUGCUUUAUUCUAUUUAAUGCCAGAGUGUGAUACUUAUUGUGUAGCUUUGCCUGUAAUAGGGAGUAUUUUAAUUGGUAUUUUUUUUGGCACUUACUAUGCUGUUAUGUGGCCAUAUAUUCCAAAAAUUGUACCCUCAAACUUGGUUGGAACAGGAUUUGGAUUGACAUAUGCUUGUAUUAACAUAGGUAUUCCUCUAAAACUAUGAUAGAAAUUACAAUAUUUUCAAUAAUUAUUUCUCAUAUUUUAGAAAUAGAGAAUUAUGAAAAUUAUGCAAAAAUGAAUACCCUGUUAUUAUUUUUAUCCUUUGUCGGCUUUCUCCCUCUAUUGUAUCUAUAUAAAUUUCAUCGUACUAAAUACCAUUAAGGUAAUGUCACUAAAGGAAAUGAAAAAGAAUCAGAAUCUUAGAUUGAAUUGAUUGAUAGAACAAAAUCACUUUGA